AUGGAGGAUCAUUCCACAUUCCCUCGCAUCUUUAGUAUGUUCUUCAUUACCACUGUAGCAUUUUUUGCAACGAGCGUUUUAUCGAUUGGGAUAAACUACGGUCAAAUCGCCAACAAUCUUCCCUCACCGGACGACGCAGUGGCGUUGGUGAAAUGCGUCGGAGCAACGAAAGUGAAGCUCUACGACGCAGAUCCGCGGGUUCUGAAAGCGUUCGCCAACACCGGAGUGGAAGUAAUGGUAGGUCUGGGCAACGAGUACUUGUCCAGAAUGAAAGAUCCAACGAAGGCGCAGGCAUGGAUCAAAGCCAACCUCCAACCCUACCUCCCGGCCACCAAAAUCACCUCAAUCUUCGUCGGGAAUGAGGUUCUCACCUUCAACGACACCUCUCUGACCUCGAACCUCCUCCCAGCUAUGCAGAGCGUGCACACGGCGCUCCUCAACCUCGCCCUCGACAAACAAAUAACCGUCACCACCACGCACUCCUUAGCCGUGCUCCAAACCUCGUAUCCUCCUUCGGCAGGAGCCUUCCGUACGGACCUGGCUCCGUGCCUGGCUCCCAUCCUGAGCUUCCAAGCCAAAACCGGAUCUCCCUUCCUCAUCAACGCGUACCCUUACUUCGCCUACAAGGCCAACCCCAAACAGGUUCCCUUGGACUUCGUGCUAUUCCAACCCAACCAGGGGAUGGUGGACCCCUCCAGUAACCUCCACUACGAUAACAUGUUGUUUGCGCAGAUCGACGCCGUGUAUUCCGCGUUGACCUCUUUGGGCUACGGGAAAUUGCCGGUUCACAUUUCGGAAACUGGUUGGCCUUCGAAGGGGGAUGAAGACGAAGCCGGUGCGAACCUGGAGAACGCGAAGAAGUAUAAUGGGAAUCUCAUUAAGAUGGCUAUGAGUAGCAGCAAGAAGGGCACACCGUCCAGGCCCAACACCGAUUUGAACAUUUACGUUUUCGCUCUGUUUAACGAGAACAUGAAGCCUGGCCCAACUUCCGAACGCAACUAUGGGCUUUUUAAGCCCGAUGGGACCCCUGCUUACCCCCUUGGCUUCUCUCUGGCUUCUGCCCCCAACGACGCCGUUAGUAACAGCACCGGUGCCGGCACCCCUCCGCGGCCACCUACCUCUUCCACCGGAUAUUUGUCCAUUUCCUCUGCUCCCUCUCUGGAGAGACGUUGGUUAUCCUCUGUGGUGGCGCUGAUGGUGGGGUUGAUUUUGAAGUUUUAA
This is a messenger RNA of Sphenostylis stenocarpa, 1221 nucleotides long. Lineage: Eukaryota; Viridiplantae; Streptophyta; Magnoliopsida; Fabales; Fabaceae. The record is from the annotation of a GenBank genome assembly.